GCGUCUGUGUGUAACCAGUGCAGAACAUCAGGUUCUUUGCCAGAGGAAAAAAAAGAGUUUCUGCAAAAUGGACCAGACUUACAAGACUUCGUAUGUGGAGAUUUGUCAGACAAGAGCACGUGGGCUGAGUAUAAAGGCAAUUUAAAGCGUCAGAAAGGGGAAAGGCUGCGACUUCCUCCAUGGCUGAAAACAAAGAUUCCCAUGGGAAAGAACUACAAUAAACUAAAGAAUACCUUGAGAAGUUUAAAUCUUCAUACGGUAUGUGAAGAAGCACGUUGUCCCAACAUUGGAGAAUGCUGGGGAGGUGGUGAAUAUGCUACAGCUACAGCUACUAUUAUGCUGAUGGGUGACACAUGCACUAGAGGUUGCAGAUUUUGUUCAGUAAAGACAGCAAAAAACCCACCUCCACUGGAUCCCAAGGAGCCUUACAACACAGCAAAGGCUGUAGCUGCAUGGGGCUUGGAUUAUGUUGUACUGACGUCUGUGGACAGAGACGAUAUGCCCGACGGCGGAGCAGAACACUUUGCAAAGACAGUCUCUCAUCUGAAAGAAAG
Messenger RNA from Fulmarus glacialis (Northern fulmar), 554 nucleotides. Its product is annotated as lipoyl synthase, mitochondrial {ECO:0000255|HAMAP-Rule:MF_03123}-like. The annotation marks the transcript as partial. The transcript is spliced from 5 exons. Gene Ontology annotation, molecular function: 4 iron, 4 sulfur cluster binding; lipoate synthase activity. Gene Ontology annotation, biological process: lipoate biosynthetic process. Lineage: Eukaryota; Metazoa; Chordata; Aves; Procellariiformes; Procellariidae. The record is from RefSeq and is a predicted model, not a curated record. Gene Ontology annotation, cellular component: mitochondrion.